Nematostella vectensis (starlet sea anemone) is the source of this 2603-nucleotide messenger RNA. RefSeq names its product potassium channel subfamily K member 15. The record is from RefSeq and is a predicted model, not a curated record. Lineage: Eukaryota; Metazoa; Cnidaria; Anthozoa; Actiniaria; Edwardsiidae. The transcript is spliced from 2 exons. The coding region runs from base 1200 to 2114 and encodes 304 amino acids. Gene Ontology annotation, biological process: potassium ion transmembrane transport; stabilization of membrane potential. Gene Ontology annotation, molecular function: potassium ion leak channel activity. Gene Ontology annotation, cellular component: membrane.
AGGGAAUCCUUUCCUUGGAUUGCUUGUUAUUUUUAGACCAAAAAUCCAUUGAUUGCGAAUCCUAGACCCGCCCCUACCUUCUCGUAGCUGUUUUUUUAAGAACCUCUGGUUUCCAGGAUAAUCGAAGAACCGUCAAAUCCGCGGCCCAAAAGGGACUUUCAAGGCAUAUUCUCUUGUAUUUUAGGUAAUGUCUCAUACAUUAAAUGUAUUUUUGGCUGAUAAAAGGCUACGCCUUUGCAAUUGCUAUCGUUUCUCCGUUCUCUUAUACAUAUGAUUGCAUGCGCACACCCACCACCCAACACUCAAUACGGACCUGAAAUUGUCAUGCCAGAGUAAACCGGUAUAAAGUUCCUUUAAGACUCGAGGUUUGGCACGUUUGAACAUAUUUUUAUGUUUAACGAAAUCCUUAUUUAAGACCCAUUUCCCGGCUGACGAUAAAUGGAAAUGGCAGCACUUAUCAAAAUAGUUUACGGGAACAAAUGACUGAUUUAGCUCAAUAGAUAUAGCUCUUCAAUUUGAUCCCGAGACUUCAAAUGCUGCACGUGGUGAAACGGGAAAAUAUUAAUAGAAAUAAAACGUUCACCUGUUCGAUCAAGCCGGUAGAAACUAAAUGAGUUAUAUUUCAGUCAAACUGCAGAUUAUUUAUGAACAAUAAGAGCCACAAUGAAUUGUUGUCCAACAAAACACUUUUUAUUGAGCUAAGUUUUUAGUUACUUCUUCAUAUGUAUUCAGCUUUAGAUCAUUUCCUUAGAAUGCUUGUAGCUUUGUUUAAUCUGAAACGCGCAAGGUCAUAAAAGAUUAAAAGUUUGUGGGCCAAAUGAAAUUUUCUUUAAUCAAGAGUCAGUCGUGUAGUAAUACAUCAAGUAAAAACGAACUUGAUGUAAAACAAUCAAAAUGUAAAUACAGACGCUAAUUGAGUCCAACGCGACUUCAAAGAGAGCAUACGAUGCAUAUAGAACAGGCUUGAGUCAAAAAGGUAAACAUAACAUAUAGCUCACGUUUACUUUUGUUGGCACAUAACCUAUAUGAAUUGAGAAUACAUACAUAAUGGACUUGCAAUUGUAGUGAAAUCCUGCUGAGUACCUACUAGCUGUCACAAAAUAUGCUAGGUUCGAUUGUUAUCGCUAAUUGUAGUUUCUUUUUUAACCCGCUUGUAAUUGCUGAAUAAUAGUCACCUGUUUAUUUUUAUAGCUUUAGAGAUGCAUCAGCUAACAAGGACUCUCCUUAUCCGAAGUACAGUACUAUUUGUGUACAGUUUGCUUAGUGCAUGGCUCUUCUAUGAACUAGAAAAAGAAUCAGUUUCCAGCGCCGUAACAGCUGAUCAUAUGAUCGCUGGUAUAAAGCGAGAGCUGAAGACGAAGUAUAACAUUAGUGAAAAUGUAACCAGUAGACUUCUACAGACUGUGGUAGAGGCAGAGACCGUAAGAAGGAGAUUGGACUGGACAUUUGCACGCUCACUUUUCUUCGUCUUUACUUCACUCUCGACCAUAGGUUAUGGGAACAUUACUCCUAAACGAGCCACAUCUCAGAUCAUCUUCGUCCUGUUUUGCAUUUUCGGGCUUCCUGUGAUGAUGUUGGCACUCAAAACAGCGGGAGACAUCAUCGCAGCUGGUCUUAAAACGGGCAUUAUUUUUACCGAAAGGCACGUAUUCAACAACACAGAAAUCAGCGACAGAGGUCUCAAAAUUAAAACUGUCAUUUUAUCUAUGAUGGCAUCCGUCGCCGCCCUUGGUACAAUGGCUUGUGUACAGUCCUAUGUGGACGGGUGGACGGUAAUUGAGAGUUUCUAUGCAUGGGGGGUAACCUUCUCUACGAUUGGUUUCGGAGACUAUGUUCCAUAUCUAGCCUUUGACAAAACAUUCCUUGCCCAUCAUGAUAAAUACGCUGCCAUUACAACGACAGCUCUCAUGGCGGCGACAUUGUGCCCUUUUCUGUUCAUGCUUUCGUUAGUCUCGUGUACGUUAAGCUCUAUUUUAGACGCAGUCGAAGUUUUCAAACCUUUCUCUAGUUUGAAAGAGUCAUGUAACUGCAUCAGACCCAGGAUCACUAGGGACAAGAGUGAUAUGAGCGAUCCUACCCCUGCCAAACCACCCAUUUGCGCGGAAUCUAUGUAAAUGCAUCCUUCCAACCGAUGGAUUUUUACCGAAACACCCUCUAAAAUGGAAUGAAGCAGACCUGCCAACCAAUGUAUUUGCGCAGAAACCAUCCUAAUGCAAUCAAUAUACCUGCCAACCAAUGGAUUUGAACCGAAAACGUGAAUGCAAUCGUAGACUGAAUGACAUCAAUAAACCUGCCAAUCAAUGGACAGGCGCAGAAACCAUCUGAUGAAUGCAACCGCAGACCAACCAACUCCAACGCGUCGAUUUGCUCAGAGCAACAGUAGACCAACCAACAACUCUAGGGGGAGGGGGGAACUGCCAACAGUAAACCCAUCUUGUGCAUAUAGUUCAAGUUGGAAGAGGAGGUGGAGUAUAACGAUAGCUUCAAUGCAGGCUUUUGCAUCUGAAACAUUUAAUGCUCUAGAAACAUAUGAAAAUAUUUGUUUUUAUUGCGGCAUGUUUCGAGCACGCCGUGAUAAGUAAUAUUAAAAAUUGAAUAUCGCA